UUUGUGCUGAUUGAGCAAGUUGUGUUGUCACAUGGCAUACAGAGGAAUCUUGGAAACAGAGGAUUCUUGGAAUCGAAAAGGUAUACUACUAAAAAGCCAUGGGUGGCAAGGGCAAGAAGAGAGCAAAUAAAGCAGGCCUGGGUAAGCCAAAACAGAGUGGGCAGCACAGGAAAGGGAACAAGGGCCAGGCUGAGCCAGAGUUCAGUGAGACAGUUGUGCUGAAGGGACGAUCUGGGAAGAGCCUCCCUGUACCCGGCUUAUCGAAUCUGGGCAACACUUGUUUCUUCAACUCAGUGAUGCAGAACCUUGGACAGUCUCAUUACUUUCGUGCUGAGCUGGGUAGCCUGUUAGCCAAACCAACAUACACAAUGGAGAUCAAGUUAACUGGAAUGGGAGAGCCAUGUUCACGCCAGCUGACUGUGGAGGGUGGUUUGGGGCAGCUGACAGGGAAGCUCUCCUCCUUCCUCUCUCAGAUGCAGACUGGAGGGAGAGUGCUCAACCCACAGCCAGUCUUCAGUGAGAUUAGCAAAAAAGCUCCAAGAUUCUCUGGCUAUCACCAACAGGACAGCCAGGAACUGCUCAGGUGCCUCUUGGAUGCUCUGCGUUCUGAGGAAAUUACGAGGAUCAAGAGGGCCAUACUAACUUCGUAUAACGUUGCGGGUACCAAGAACAAGAAAGAGCAUCUCACUGAUUCUGACCGGGCAGAUAUUAGAGCAUACGGUCUUCAGGCUCAUCUUCAGACCACCUUUGUGGACAGUGCUUUUGGGGGUGUUCUGACAAGCACAGUAGUUUGCAAUGAAUGCGAAAAUAAGUCAACGAUGCAUGAAACCUUCCUUGACCUAUCCCUGCCUAUUACCAACGACAAGAGCAUGUCUAAUGAUUUCUCUCCGGUGGGUUACCAGACUAGGAGCAAGUCCAAGAAGAAGGCAGACCCCAACCCCGGGAAGGUUUCAGCACCAAAACCUCGUCCUGAGCUCUCAAAGCACCAGCUCAAAAAAAUGGAGAAGCAAGCUAGGAAAGCUACAAGAACGGCUAGCAAAAAAAGCCUCAACAAGUUUUUGAGUGAGAAUCGUCCCUCAUCGCCUACUGAGCACAGCCUGAGUGUGGAGAACCUCCCGACGGUCGAUGCACAAGAGAGCUCUGUUAAUCAAGAACAAACGAAUGUGAAGGAGCUAGAAGAUGCUGCUCCAAAAGAAAGUGAAGGCCUAGAUAAAGAUUCAGAAACAACCGAUAUUAAACAAGACGGCGUAUCAGUCGACAGUACGUUGAACACAGAAAUCCCUACAACUGUUUCCAUCGACCAACCAGUGGCAGAAACAGACAGCUCAAACAUGAACAUGACACGUCAUGAUGUGGACGGCUAUGCAGCUGAUGGUCCAGUGCUGGAUACCAACUCUAUGAGUGAACCACGGGAGGGAGGAAAUGACCUCGGACUUAUUACCACCGCAGAUAGUGAAUGUACUAGCAACUUAGAGGAAACAAUGGAACAACAAGAAACUGCCAAUAUCGAAACAGCUCAGGCAAUCGAAGAAAGUGAACCAGUACAAGCAGUUUCGUCCCCUAACGUUGAGUCUAAUACAACCUCUCUCGCUGCAGGCCCAGAGCCUGAGUCGCUUGUACGACGUUUUAAAUCUCUCAAUGUCGACCCGGACUCACUAGAGGCCUCUCUAAAGAAGUUUUCCACUCCAGAGCAAUUGACGGGAGCCAACAAGUUUGCGUGUGUCGUGUGCACAAAGCUGAAGUACGAAGGUCAAUCCGAGAUUACUGAUUCCAACAGCCCACCUAAAGAAGAGGAAGCUACCAAAAAUGAAGCUAUGGAUGACAAAGCUAUUGAAGAGGAUGUCCCUUCUGAUUCCAAUUCUCGAGAUACAUGUGAAGUCAAAGUGGACACUGAAGAGAAAACUCAGGAAGAUGUCACUAUCACUAACAAGUUGUCUAAUCAACAAUCCUCAGUUUCUGAAGGUAACGAUGUUGUUGCAGACUUUGCUGAUGACUUGUUCCCAGCUGAAGAUGAUAGUACAGCUGUGACCGACAUUGUGGUUGAUGAUGAAUGUCAAGAGGAUACUGACUCUCGAGGCAAGGAGGACAACAAUGGCCGAGCAGACUCUUCCCAUUCAGUUGACGAUGUCAGUGCUCACGGGAAUGAAGACAGCUUUGAACAAAGUGCAGAUGCUGACAACGAGGAGAGCAGUGAAGAUGAGCUGCCCAAACCCAAGCCAACGCCGAUGUCUAGUAUUGCAUUUUGUGAGGCCACCAAACAGAUGCUGGUAGAGAAGGUCCCUCCCAUUCUCACCCUCCACUUGAAGAGGUUCAUACAACAUGGCCGCCGUCUGCAGAAGAACAACAAGUACGUCUCCUUCCCAGCUCUGCUCGAUAUGAGUCCAUUCUGUGUGGGUACUGGUCAGGUUGAUACAGACGGGGCUCCCUCCAGUGAACUCCUCUACUCUCUGUAUGGCAUUGUGGAACACAGUGGAAGCAUGCAAGGUGGACACUACGUCGCCUACGUCAAGCUACGCACACCUCCAAAGAUCACCAACCCAAGCAGUGCCAAGGACCUUCCUAUUAAAGAAAACUCACCCGUCAACCCAACUACUACUGAAGACUGCAAUGCAGCAAGUGCAUCAAGCCCCCUUACUGAAUCUGAUGAUGAUGCUGUACACAGCAGUGGAGCGUGUAUAGCUGACCCCAAAUGUACUCUGAACUUUGAUCUUUCAUCCACCAAAGGACAGUGGUAUUACAUUAGUGACAGUCAUGUGAGAACAGCCUCCGAGAGUGAGGUCAUGAAGAGUCAGGCUUAUUUAUUGUUUUAUGAGAAACUUCCUCGAAUUUAA
Messenger RNA from Halichondria panicea, 2831 nucleotides. RefSeq names its product ubiquitin carboxyl-terminal hydrolase 16-like. Gene Ontology annotation, biological process: protein deubiquitination. The transcript has 12 exons. Lineage: Eukaryota; Metazoa; Porifera; Demospongiae; Suberitida; Halichondriidae. Bases 99 to 2831 code for a protein of 910 amino acids. Gene Ontology annotation, molecular function: cysteine-type deubiquitinase activity. The record is from RefSeq and is a predicted model, not a curated record.